AUGGAGCCCUCCCCCGCCGUCCGAGUCCGAUCCGCAGCCCUUGCCCGCGACACCAACGAGACCAAGAUCCAGCUGGCCAUCAACCUCGACGGCGGAGACUUUCCCACCGCCACCGACGCGCGCCUCCUCCAAGCCGCCACCGCGCACGCCUCUCAGUCCAGCAAGUCGCAGCGCAUCGCGGUAGACACCGGCAUCGGGUUCCUCGACCACAUGCUCCACGCCUUGGCCAAGCACGCCGGUUGGAGCCUCGCCCUCUGCUGCGAGGGAGAUCUCCACAUCGACGACCAUCACACCGCCGAAGACUGCUGCAUCGCCCUCGGCUACGCCUUCCACCAGGCCUUGGGCAGCCUCGCCGGAGUCGCUCGGUUCGGCUACGCCUACGCUCCUCUUGACGAGGCGCUCUCCCGGGCCGUCGUCGACCUGUCCAACCGUCCUUAUAGCGUCGUCGAGCUCGGGCUCAAGCGUGAAUGGCUUGGCAAGCUGAGCACCGAGAUGGUGCCGCACUGCCUGCAGAGCUUUGCGCAGGCCGCUCGCCUCACCCUUCAUGUGGAUUGCCUUCGAGGUGACAACGACCACCACAGGGCCGAGAGUGCGUUCAAGGCUCUCGCGGUGGCCAUCAAGAUGGCUACCGCUCGUGUCAAGGGAAAGGAAGGCGAGGUGCCCAGUACCAAGGGAACCUUGAGUGCCUAG
Molecule: messenger RNA, 690 nt
Organism: Ustilaginoidea virens
Lineage: Eukaryota; Fungi; Ascomycota; Sordariomycetes; Hypocreales; Clavicipitaceae
Exons: 2
Coding region: 1-690 (229 amino acids)
Biological process (GO): L-histidine biosynthetic process
Molecular function (GO): imidazoleglycerol-phosphate dehydratase activity
Source: RefSeq, a predicted model, not a curated record